CCUGGGCCAGCGGUGACAGGAGCCCCCAGCGCCCCGUCCUUGGGGACACGACACAGGGACACCAUGGGCAGCAAGGAACGCUUCCACUGGCAGAGCCACAAUGUCAAGCAGAGUGGUGUGGAUGACAUGGUCCUGCUCUCCAAGAUCUCCGAGGAGGCCAUCGUGGAGAACCUCAAGAAGCGUUUUAUGGAUGAUUACAUCUUUACCUACAUCGGACCAGUGCUCAUCUCCGUCAACCCCUUCAAGCAGAUGCCGUAUUUCACCGACCGCGAGAUCGAGAUGUACCAGGGGGCGGCUCAGUAUGAGAAUCCCCCCCAUAUCUAUGCCCUGACCGACAACAUGUACCGCAACAUGCUGAUCGACGGGGAGAACCAGUGCGUCAUCAUCAGUGGAGAAAGCGGGGCUGGGAAAACGGUGGCAGCGAAAUACAUCAUGGGCUACAUCUCCAAAGUGUCCGGGGGUGGUGAGAAGGUGCAGCACGUGAAGGACAUUAUCCUGCAGUCCAACCCGCUGCUGGAAGCCUUUGGAAAUGCCAAAACUGUCCGGAACAACAACUCCAGCCGCUUUGGGAAGUACUUUGAGAUCCAGUUCAGCCGAGGCGGUGAACCUGAUGGAGGGAAGAUCUCCAACUUCCUGCUGGAGAAGUCGCGGGUGGUGAGCCAGAACGAGUGCGAGAGGAACUUCCACAUCUACUAUCAGCUCAUCGAAGGAGCAUCCCAAGAGCAGCGGCAGAACCUGGGCAUCAUGAGCCCGGAUUAUUACUACUACCUGAACCAGUCGGACACGUACCAGGUGGAGGGCACAGACGACCGCAGUGACUUCCAUGAGACCAUGAACGCCAUGCAGGUCAUCGGCAUCCGGGGUGAGGACCAGCAGCUGGUGCUGCAGAUCGUGGCCGGGAUUCUCCACCUGGGAAACAUCAGCUUUCGGGAGGAAGGCAACUACGCUCGGGUGGAAAAUGCUGACUCUCUGGCUUUCCCUGCCUACCUGCUGGGGAUCGACCAGAACCGCCUCAACGAGAAGGUCACCAGCAGGAAAAUGGACAGCAAGUGGGGUGGCCGCUCCGAGUCCAUCACUGUGACCCUCAACGUGGAGCAGGCAGCUUACACCCGGGACGCCCUGGCCAAGGGGCUCUACGCCCGUGUCUUCGACUUCCUCGUGGAGUCUAUCAACCGGGCUAUGCAGAAGCCGUAUGAGGAGUACAGCAUCGGGGUGCUGGACAUCUACGGCUUCGAGAUAUUCCAGAAAAAUGGCUUUGAGCAAUUCUGCAUUAACUUUGUGAACGAGAAGCUGCAGCAGAUCUUCAUAGAGCUGACCCUGAAGGCAGAGCAGGAGGAAUACGUGCAGGAGGGGAUCAAGUGGACGCAGAUCCAGUACUUCAACAACAAGGUGGUGUGUGACCUGAUAGAGAACAAGCUGAACCCCCCUGGGAUCAUGAGUGUCCUGGAUGAUGUCUGUGCCACCAUGCAUGCCACCGGCGAGGGAGCAGACCAGACCCUGCUGCAGAAGCUGCAAGCGGCCGUGGGGACCCACGAGCACUUCAACAGCUGGAACUCAGGCUUCGUCAUCCACCACUAUGCAGGCAAGGUCUCCUACGACGUGAACGGCUUCUGCGAGCGCAACCGGGACGUGCUCUUCACCGACUUGAUUGAGCUCAUGCAGAGCAGCGAAUACGCUUUCAUCCGGAUGCUUUUCCCAGAAAAACUUGAUUCUGACAAAAAGGGACGACCGACCACCGCAGGCUCCAAAAUCAAGAAACAGGCCAACGACCUGGUGAACACGCUAAUGAAGUGCACACCACACUACAUCCGCUGCAUCAAACCCAACGAGACCAAGAAACCCCGGGACUGGGAGGAGAGCAGGGUGAAGCACCAAGUCGAAUAUCUGGGGCUGAAGGAGAACAUCCGUGUGCGCCGGGCAGGAUUCGCCUAUCGCCGUGUCUUCCACAAAUUCCUACAACGCUACGCCAUCCUCACCCCUGAGACGUGGCCGUCCUGGCGUGGGGAUGAGCGACAAGGGGUGCAGCACUUGCUGCGCUCGGUCAACAUGGACCCAGAUCAGUAUCAGAUGGGUCGGAGCAAAGUGUUUGUCAAGAACCCGGAAUCGCUCUUCCUCCUUGAAGAGAUGCGGGAGAGGAAAUUCGAUGGCUUUGCACGGGUGAUCCAGAAGGCCUGGCGCCGGCACGUCGCCAUCCGGAAGUACGAGCAGAUGCGAGAGGAGGCCUCCAACAUCCUCUACAACUUCAAAGAGCGGAGGAGGAACAGCAUCAACAGGAAUUUUGUGGGUGAUUACUUGGGCAUGGAGGAGCGGCCAGAGCUGCGCCAGUUCCUGGCCAAGCGGGAGCGGAUCGACUUUGCCGACUCCAUCAUUAAGUAUGACCGGAGGUUCAAGCCCAUCAAGCGGGAUUUCAUCCUCACCCCCAAGUACUUCUACGUGAUCGGGCGGGAGAAGGUAAAGAAAGGUCCUGAGAAGGGGCAGAUCAAGGAGGUGCUCAAGAAGAAGGUGGAGCUCCAGGCGGUGAGCGGCGUCUCGCUGAGCACCAGGCAGGAUGAUUUCUUCAUCCUCCACGAGAACGACACCGACAAUUUCUUGGAGUCCAUCUUCAAGACGGAGCUGAUCAGCCUGCUGUGCAAACGCUACGAGGAGCUCACCCGCACCAAGCUGCGCCUCUCCUUCAAGGACACACUACUGUUUCGGGUGAAGAAGGAGGGCUGGGGCGGUGGUGGCACCCGCAAUGUCACCUUCAUCAGAGGACAGGGUGACGUGGCCACCCUCAAAGCUGGAGGCAAAACCCUGACGGUCAGCAUUGGGGACGGGCUCCCCAGGACACCAGAACCCACAAGGAAGGGAGUGACGCAGAGCAGAGGUGGCAGCAGGUGUCCAGCACCCUCCCGAAGUGCCCCACCAGCACCCAGAG
Messenger RNA from Antrostomus carolinensis (chuck-will's-widow), 2917 nucleotides. RefSeq names its product myosin IF (gene MYO1F). The annotation marks the transcript as partial. The record is from RefSeq and is a predicted model, not a curated record. The transcript is spliced from 25 exons. Gene Ontology annotation, cellular component: plasma membrane; actin cytoskeleton; microvillus. Gene Ontology annotation, biological process: endocytosis; actin filament organization. Gene Ontology annotation, molecular function: microfilament motor activity; actin filament binding; ATP binding. Lineage: Eukaryota; Metazoa; Chordata; Aves; Caprimulgiformes; Caprimulgidae.